UCCUAAUGUCUAAUAAUCCCAACGACAAAUUUGCUAUUAUUAGUGUUGAAUCAAAGCCUUUUGCAGGGCAAAAACCUGGAACAAGUGGUCUACGUAAAAAGGUUCCUGAGUUUCAGCAGCAGCAUUAUACCGAAAAUUUCAUUCAAUGCGUUCUUGAUGGUGGCCUUGGUGUAAAUAAGCGUGGUUCUAUUUUAGUUGUUGGCGGUGAUGGCCGUUUUCUAUGUGCUCAAGCUGUUUCAAAAUUAAUCAUUGGUCGCGACGGAAUUCUGAGUACUCCUGCAGUUUCUCAUCUGAUUAGAAAGAAAGACGAUGGAAGACAAAUAAAUGGCCCAAAAAAUGAUUUCGGUAUCAAAUUUAAUUGCGAAAAUGGUGGUCCUGCACCUGAUAAUGUUACUGAACGCAUUUAUGAAUUAACUACAAAAAUUAGCAAAUAUUAUAUUUGUCCGGAGUUAAAUAUCGAUUUCGGAGAAAUUGGUACUUCAACAGUAAAUAUUCAAGAUUUGGGCCCGUUUACUAUUCAAGUCAUUGACAGUAUUCGUUCAUUCAUUAGUGAAACAUCUGGAGAUGGCCGAAAAUUCAGCAUUAUUGUGGACUCAAUGCAUGGUGUUACUGGACCUUAUGUUUCGAAUAUUUUUGUCGAUCGUUUGGGUGCUCAAUCCAACUGUUGCUUGCGAACUCAUCCCGAUCCAAAUCUUACGUAUGCAAAAUGUCUUGUUGAUAAAAUGUCUGAGGGAAAAAUCGAUAUCGGGGCUGCGUUUGAUGGCGAUGGAGGAGCUUUCUUUGUUACUCCAAGUGACUCACUGGCCAUUAUAGCUGCGAAUUUGGAUUGUAUUCCUUAUUUUAAAAAGACUGGCAUUAAAGGGUAUGCGCGUUCAAUGCCAACCGCUUGUGCUGUGGAUAAGGUGGCUAAAUCGUUAGGACGUGACUGUUAUGAAGUGCCCACUGGCUGGAAAUAUUUUGGGAACUUGAUGGACGCAGGUAAAUUGUCACUUUGUGGUGAGGAAUCGUUUGGUACUGGUUCUGAUCAUAUUCGUGAGAAGGAUGGAAUUUGGGCUUUUUUGGCUUGGUUACAGAUUCUUGCCGAGAAGCGUCAGUCUGUCGAGGAUAUUGUUGUCGGACAUUGGAAGGAAUUUGGUAGAAAUGUUUAUACUAGGUAUUAUUAG
Molecule: messenger RNA, 1163 nt
Organism: Meloidogyne enterolobii
Lineage: Eukaryota; Metazoa; Nematoda; Chromadorea; Rhabditida; Meloidogynidae
Source: the annotation of a GenBank genome assembly